GACGAUGAUGAUACCCGAAGCCCAGACGAUGAUGACACCAGCCAGGGGGCUUCCAAAUCUCCCGUGUCCCGUCAGACGAUGUCUUCUUUAUCCAUUGGUAUGGCCCCCCGCGGUGGCGCCGGCGACGGCGUAGGAGGAGGCGGAGCCCGGAAACGGCUGCGCGCAGGGAGCAGCACCCGCCUUUCUCCCCACCCCGAACCCGACGAAUCCCUAGUCGAGAAUUCUCCUCCUCCGCUGCUUCUCUCCUCCUCCGUCCCCACCGCUGGUGGAUUCAACGACACCGCCACCGCCGACGUCCUCCUCCGCCUCCAACUCGAAAAUCCCUCCCCUGCCUCCUCUCCCGACCUCCAUCCCCCCUUCCUCGACCUCCACCUCCACUCCGCUGCCCUCCGCCGCUCCCGCUACUUCGCCGUCCUCUUCUCCGACCGAUGGCUCCCCGCCGCCGGCGAAUCCCCCGACGCCAUCAUCCGCCUCAACCUCACCGUCCCCUCCGCCUCCCCCGCCCGCUCCCGUGGCCCCUUCGAUUCCCACGUCGCGGUCCUCCGGCUCCUCUACACCCUCGACUUCUCCGGCGCGAUCCUCUCCGCCGCCGACGCCCUGGAGAUGCUCUCCGUCGCCCUCGAGCUCCUCUUCGACGACUGCAUCCAGGCCUGCGUGCGAUUCCUCGAGGCCGUGCCCUGGACCGAGGAAGAGGAGGACGCCGUCUUCAGCUUGAUCCCUUUCCUCCAAGAUGAGGAAUCCCGUGACCUCCUCGCUAGGGUUCGGCCUGAGAUGGGCUCCGACGGGAAGAUCCCCUCGGAGGAGAUGCUCCAUGGCCUAAUCCUCUCGGCGAUCCACAGCCACCCGAAGGUGGCCACCGUGAAGGCCUUUGUGGCGAAGCUGCUGAGAGAUUACCCCUCUCGGGACACGGUGAGGAGGGUGUUGGACCGGGCGUUCCUGGAGAACUUGGAGACGGUGAAGAAAUUGCUGGGAGAGUACGCAAGCCCGGACUUCAGGGUGGCGGAGGACAAUGACGAGACCGAGGCAAUCCACAGGCUGAGCCUUCACAAGGCGAUGGUGAAUGCGAGGCACCUGCUGUGGCUGGUGGAGAGGAUGAUCGAGCUGAGGGUGGUGGACAUGGCGGUGAGGGAGUGGAGCGAGCAGGCGGCGCUUGUGGCUGACCUCCAGAGGACCUUCAGGGAUGAUGCUUGGCGGAAUAUUGCGCCUGGCCUGUCGUCGCUGGUGAUGAGGUGCACCAGCCGGCUUGCCAACGCUGUGGCUGCCGGUUCGAUCCUGGCUCCCAGACAGGUGAGGAUGAAGCUUGUGAAGGAGUGGCUCCCUGUGUUGAACGUUUGCAGAGAUAUGGUUUCACCAAUACCAUCUGGUCACAAAAUGUUUUAUCAUGAGAUGGAAGAAACAUUUCUAAGGAUUAUAUCCACCCUGCCCAUGUCAGAUGCCAAAGAAUUGCUGCAGCAGUGCCUCAGCUUCUCCACACGCAAUGUCGAUGACUGCCCACAUCUGAUCUCAGCAUUCAAUACCUGGUUUAGGCGGGCAAAUCGACCACCACAUGAUGACCGCACCAGUUAAAAGCAGAUUAUGCUAGUGAAUAGACUAAUAAUAUACGAUUAUGACUGUCAUGUUGUUUCGUAAAAGGCUACAACAGGCUUCACGUGUAACUUACAUUUGAUUACUCGACUAUAUUGCUCUAUCCAUACUGCAUCGAUCUGACUACCCUUUAUCUGCUUUUACUAGUAUGCUUUAUAAAUAGUUUCCUGUCAUGUAACUUGGUGUUUUUUUGUCUUAAAUGUUCAUCUCUGUGAUACAUAGUUACCCUUGCAAAGUUGGGAUGAAAGAUACCAA
Elaeis guineensis (African oil palm) is the source of this 1839-nucleotide messenger RNA. Its product is annotated as BTB/POZ domain-containing protein At3g05675. Lineage: Eukaryota; Viridiplantae; Streptophyta; Magnoliopsida; Arecales; Arecaceae. The record is from RefSeq and is a predicted model, not a curated record.